AUGAACCCCAGCACCAGUAACGAUGAUGAUUUAAAUGAGGAACACAAGCCGACCGACGCGGAUUCGAUGCACACGGCUAAGAUAAUGAAAGCCAUGCUUAGCUACAGAAGUUUCGGCCGCGAGAAGCUUUGCGAAGUGAUCUCUUCGUUUCGAUCGUUGUCAAAUGAGCACAUUCAAUUGGUCGCCGCCCAGCACACGAAGCACAUUCGGAGUUGUUUUGAUUGCGUUGAUGAGAAUCAAAAAUUUCUUGAGAUGGUGGUUGCUUUCUCGGCGAACAUGUUCGGCGGUGAGGAUCAAGCGAUUCAAUUGCUAAAUGAACUAGCCCCAGCGACCAAUCAUUUCAUGGAUAAAGUGAAGAGCACGUUACGACAAGUGAUCCGGGAAUGGAGUAGUACUGGCGCCCAAGAACGAGAAGCCACCUAUCGACCGAUUAUCGAAGAACUAGAGCGAAGAUUCCCAACCGAUCGUGAAAAUAUUCAGAUUCUUGUUCCGGGAGCAGGAUUAGGCAGGCUAGCCUGGGAAUUCGUUGAACGAGGUUUCUCCGUGCAGGCCAACGAGUACAGCAUGUUCAUGCUAUUGACAUCGUGUUUCUUUCUCAAUAAACCGUUGGAGUUAAAUUCCCUCACAAUCUAUCCGCACACCCUGGAAACGUCGAAUUUGUGGAGUUACGAGGACGCGCUUCAGCCGAUCAAAUUUCCCGACAUUAGCCCGGGGAUGAGCGAUGAAUGUCGGAAAAACACGUUUUCGAUGUGUGCCGGCGAUUUUCUCGAGGUCACAAAGGAGGACACUGAACAGUUUGACUGCGUUGUGACGGCUUGGUUCAUCGACACCGCCAAUAACAUCAUCAGCUACAUCGAGAGGAUUCGCGAGAUUUUGAAGCCUGGAGGAGUUUGGAUAAAUGUCGGCCCGUUGACCUAUCAUUACUCGGAAAUGGAGGGAGAGGUGUCAAUCGAGUUACCGUAUGCUGAGGUUCUGCGAAUCGUCAGGGAAAAGGGUUUCAUCGUCGAAAACGAGCGCGGACUCGAAAGCUCAUAUUCGGCAAAUUACAAAUCAAUGUUACGAUACUUGUACACGUGUGCUUUCUUCGCGGCUUCAAAACCAAAAAUGCCAUCGGAAAUGAAAUCGCCAAAGGACGAGGCUUCCGAUGCAACACAACAGGCGGGCACUUCUGAAAGCAGCGAAGAUGGGGCUUUGGUUGUGCCAGUAUCGAGAAUAAAGAUGAUCUACGACACGGUACCCGAUGUGUUACCUCUAUCGGCUGAUGGAGCAGCGGCGCUAUCAAUGGCCGUCGAAUGUCUCGCACAGGAUCUACUUGAAAAGGUGUACAAACGAGCGAAAAAUGAUGAAAUCGAUUACGAUGAUGUGUCGGCAAUGAUUCGGAGUGAGGAUGAGCUCUCAUGGUUACACGAAUUUGUUCCAAAACGCCUCACCUACGAGAAAGCCUGCUCAAUUAUCCAAAAUAAGGAAAAUGCUGAU
Molecule: messenger RNA, 1476 nt
Organism: Mesorhabditis belari
Lineage: Eukaryota; Metazoa; Nematoda; Chromadorea; Rhabditida; Rhabditidae
Source: the annotation of a GenBank genome assembly